AUUUCAGGUUUGAUCUAAUGUGCGUAUUUUUUUCAAAUGAUCUAAAGUCUGAUCACCGGAUAUCAUGGAGUCUGGCAAGAUGGCUUCUCCCAAGAGCAUGCCGAAAGAUGCACAGAUGAUGGCACAAAUCCUGAAGGAUAUGGGGAUUACAGAAUAUGAGCCAAGAGUUAUAAAUCAGAUGUUGGAGUUUGCCUUCCGAUAUGUGACCACAAUUCUAGAUGAUGCAAAAAUUUACUCAAGCCAUGCUAAGAAAGCUACUGUUGAUGCAGAUGAUGUGCGAUUGGCAAUACAGUGUCGUGCUGACCAGUCUUUUACCUCUCCUCCCCCAAGAGAUUUUUUAUUAGAUAUUGCAAGGCAAAGAAAUCAAACCCCUUUGCCAUUGAUCAAGCCAUAUUCAGGCCCUAGGUUGCCACCUGAUAGAUACUGCUUGACUGCUCCGAACUAUAGACUUAAGUCUUUACAAAAAAAGGCAUCUACUUCUGCGGGAAGAAUAACAGUUCCGCGGUUAAGUGUUGGUUCAGUUACUAGCCGACCAAGUACUCCCACCCUUGGCACAGCAACCCCACAAACCAUGUCUGUGACCACUAAAGUAGGGGGUCCCAUGUCCCUCACAGGGCAAAGGUUUACAGUGCAGAUGCCCACUACCCAGUCCCCAGCUGUAAAGGCAUCAAUCCCUGCAGCAUCAGCAGUUCAGAAUGUUUUGAUUAAUCCAUCAUUAAUUGGGUCCAAAAACAUUCUUAUCACCACUAAUAUGGUGUCAUCACAAAAUACUACCAAUGAAUCGUCAAAUGCAUUGAAAAGAAAACGUGAAGAUGAUGACGAUGACGAUGAUGAUGAUGACGAUGACUAUGAUAAUUUGUAAUCUAGCCUUGGUGCUUGUAACAUGUAUACUUGGUGUUGAAUCAUUGUACUGAGAUUAAAUAUGCAUGCUGGAUGUUCUCAAGUUGUGUUUUAGAAAUUUUAAUACUUAAUCAGUAUAGUUACCAUACUUCAAUUGAGAUGUUGCAUUUUCUUUAAUAGGAUUAGUAAUUGUUUUUCAUCAGCCUUUUCAGUGUAAAAAAUAAAGUCAUUCAUCAAUAAGA
Molecule: messenger RNA, 1082 nt
Organism: Manis javanica (Malayan pangolin)
Lineage: Eukaryota; Metazoa; Chordata; Mammalia; Pholidota; Manidae
Source: RefSeq, a predicted model, not a curated record